AACCGGUCCAAAUUGAAAGCAGGAAGUUGUCCUACUGUUCCAAAAUUAUAAUUUGGAACAAUCCGUAGAAAUAUGGCGACCUUGCGAGGUCUGCGAACAACACCACAGUGCUUUUCUCGUGCAAUUUUUCAUUAUUCAAAAGGCCAGAAACGGUUUCUUUGUUUAAGCAAGCAAGCAAACUCGCAACUAGCCUUUGUGUCCAGCGAAUACAACGAGAUUUAUAAACGUAGUAUCGAAGAUCCGGACAAAUUUUGGGGUGAACUUGCAUCCACUCGUUUGCAAUGGAUUAAACCAUUUACCGAGGUUAUGGAUUGUGAUAUGAAUGUUGGGAAACACAGGUGGUUUAUGGAUGGCCUUUUGAAUGUCUCAGGUUUAGUAUGAAAAUGCAGAUAAUUUGUCUGUUAGAUCACCAAGCAUAUAUAGUUGUCUUUAUGUUAUGUUGUUUAUAAAGGUUAAUAUAAUAAUGGCAAUCCUCUUGCUUUCUCAAAUAGAAAAUUGUUUGGACAGGCAUGUGAAUAGAAGUCCUGAAAGUGUAGCAUUGAUAUGGGAGAAAGAUGAGCCUGGAACACAUGAAACUGUUACUUAUAGGUGGGUAUUAGAAAACUCUUGGGUAGGGCCGUAGGGGUGGACUUCCUAUGGGGGGAUGCAGGGCAGUGGCACCUUCCUAGCUUUAGUAGCUAGGGGACGGGUUCAUGGAGGAGUUUUGAGAGUGCAUGGGGGAUUUUUGAUGACCAGUGCAAGGGUGUGAAACUACCCUGGGUGGCUAGCUUUUCAGGCUAGCUGCAGUCAAAGAGUUUUUGAGAAUGAAUUAAUGAAAAGGAAAAUUACAGUGCUAUGAUGCAGGAAACCUUCUCUUGCAAUGCCCACCACUAAUGUCCUUCUCCCCUCCCUCCUAAAAAGGUUAGCAUCUAGGUGACUACCAAAUUAACCUGUUAACUGCAGAUAUGUUCACAGAUAUGUUCACUUGACAACAUUUGGGCAAUGAAUAAGAAUUAAGUAAACUUGUUUUUGCAGAAAAAAAUCAUAUGCAUAUUUAUUUGGUAAAUAAAUAUUCAUGGUGUUUUUCACAAAACUAAAACAAUAAUAUAGGUCUCACCAUAUAUUACUUAGCAGGGGUGGAAAAAAUAGGCGAGCAUGCGAGCACUGCUCACAGAAAAUGUUAAACAGCUGCAGGAAAUUUGUUUGAAUGAAGAUUUGCUAUUGAAAAUUUGAAGGGAACCUUAACACCCAUGUCCCACUAUAGGCGCAACAACAUAUGGUUGACAGACAUUGUUCCUUGAAUUUAAAACCAUGGUCAGCUAGUGAUAUGGCACAAAAAUACUCCGUUGGUCUGCAGGAAAUUUAAGUGUGCAGGUUGUGCUCCCAGGAAGAAAAUUAUUUUUUCUUACCCUCACUGUUAGGUACAAAGAGCUUCUAGAACUUCCAUCCAAUUUUGACACUGUUUUUAGAGAACUUUUGAAAAUGACAUGUCAGCUGGCAAAUACCUUGAAAAAUCAUGGCGUAAAGAAAGGAGACAGAGUUUGUAUUUAUCUACCAAACUGUCCCCUUGCUGUUGCCACCAUGCUUGCUUGUUCUCGUAUUGGUGCUGCUCACAAGUGAGUGUGUUUGCUUUAAAUUUCUGCCAUUUUGCAACAUUGACAACUUACAUGCAAGUAGUUAAUACAAUGGUCAAUUGACACUUUUUCUCUUAAAUAAAACAUAUUAUGACAAAUCAUCUAAGAAAUUAACUGUUUCAUAAGAUGAACAAACAGUUCAUUACUGUCAGGACAAAAGUAUUAUAGACCACAUGCAGAAACUGAUUGGGUUUCACUCAGGGAUGGCAGCAGUUUAAUUUGCUUAAUCGAUAGAAGUUCAUAUUAUAAACUUUCCCAUUCCUUCCUUCUAGUGUUGUGUUUGCUGGCUUUAGUGCAGAGGCAUUGGCAAGCCGUAUCACAGAUGGUCAGUAAUAGAAUAUGAUCAACACAGAAUGCAAAAGAUCUAACUAAUAAACAAGAAUUUUAGUUACCAUCUUUAAUAUCACAUUCAGUACCAGUUUCAGUCUAAUGCUAGAUGAUUUUAUUCGUCAAUGGGAGCAUGCAUGCUGAUACUAAAAUGGGUUAAAACACAUUAUUAUACAGUAUGUUAUUCUGUCGAAUGAUACACAUGGAAAAUCAGUCUUGUGUAUUAAAUAAACGAAGUGACUAUAUGACCGGCAGCCGGUCACAGUUUAUCAAAUACUAAAUGGCCGGCAGUCUAGUGACUAUUGUUAAAGUUGAAUUUUUAUAAGAUAAACCUAUCCCCAACCCCAAACCCUUUUCUAACCCCUAACCCUAACCUUUUGAGAGUUUAAAAAAUUUUAAGAAAAAACACAUCCCGACCCCGACUGCGUUUAACUUUCCGCACGCAGCGCCCUUGCCGUAUGAGCUAACAGCAAGGUCGGUAAAAGCUAACGCAAACAAAAGUUUUUAUAUUCAACUAUAGUCACUAUAGACUGCCGGCCAUUUAGUAUUUGAUAAACCGUGACCGGCUGCCGAUCAUAUAGUCACUUUGUUAAAUAAAUGUGUUAUUAUAUUUCUCCAGCUGGAGCAGAAGUUGUAAUUACUGCUGAUCAAGGAGUGCGUGGUGGCAAGACAAUUGACUUGAAACGAACAGUAGAUGAAGCAGUGAGCAAGUGCUCAGGUGUAAGACAUGUCUUUGUGAUGUCAAGAACUGGGGCUGAUGUGCCCAUGGGCAAAAAGGAUAUAUCUUUAGAAAAGGUGCCUAAAACUAGUUACCAUUUGGCCAUUGCCCUCCUUACUCCCCCCUCCCCCUCCUACUCUCAUGUCUAUCUAAUUUAGCUUGAAUGUUUUUACAUAAGAAUGCUUGACAUUUGACAACCCAAAUUAGUCUUAGCUGUUGUUCUUACUAACCACGCAUCUAGCUCUCACGUAAAAUUUCAUUCACACCAGGCAAUGUCAGAAGAGAGUGCUGAAUGUGCAGUUGAACCUAUGAACAGUGAGGAUAUGUUAUUUUUACUAUAUACAUCUGGGAGCACGGGGAAACCAAAAGGAAUUCAACAUUCUCAAGCAGGUUAUCUGCUCUAUACCAAUCUCACAUUUCAAGUACGUAACCAACAGUUUUUUGAAGCACAAUUUCAUUUGUAUAAUUAAUAUAUGCAGACUUAGAUAGAACUGUUACAGAUUGGACAUAGAGCUGUCAGAAGAAAAAUAUAAUGCAGUUUAGUUUUCAGUAGAAGCUUCAGGCCAAUAAUAAAUCAUGUAUUGUUCCGCGCAAUGGGCCAGGCCGUAGACUUUGAAGGGAAAUGGUCAUCAACCGGUAAUUCUCAGAGUGAAGAAAAACAUGUCAUUUCUCUCUGUUUUGAAUGCUAGGUGCCAGUGUGUAUAUAGUGCUGCAAACUUGUGUAGAUAAUCCAGUUACCUGAACAAUGUAAAAAAGAACGUCUUUGACGUUUCGAGUGAUGGCCCUUUGUCUGGUUGAUCGCGGUCCGAAAUGUCGAAGUUCUUUUUGUAUUGUUCAGUUGCAUGAUCAUGUACACAUGUGUACAGAUUUGAUUUUUUUAUCUUAUGUGGUGGUCUUGCAUUUGGCCAGUGGCAAAUAGAUAAAAAGAUUCACGUCAACUUGUUUGCUCCUAUAACGUAAAAAUGCUCAAGUUGUUACCGGCAGAUCUGCAAUGCGUUUGCACAUCAUGUUCCCAGUUGUUGUGACAAGUCUGGAACAAUUAUUAUCACCUUGUACAAGUUGUUUGAAAGAAGGCUAAUACAGGUUGUUCGAUCGUAACAUGUUGCUACGAACUUGUUUGUAUCAACCUGUUAACAACUUGCUAUGUGCAGACGAUAUCAGAGUUGUUGGAUCAUCUUGUCGCGAGUCUGUUGCAGUGUUGGUCUCACCAACCUUGUGACAAGAUGAUAACAACUUGUUCCAGACUUGUCAACAACUGGGAAUAUUAAGGUGGCUCCCUAGGGUUUUUUAAUUUACUACACUAUAGUAUUCAGGAGACUCCUGCUUCUUUACUUUACAUGACAUGAAAACGAAAUUUAUUGGACACAUUGACAAUGUUCUACUGAACAUUGCAAAUUGCUACUUUUGUGUUAAAAAUAUGUUGUCAUGGCAACAGCAUGCUUAGAAUAAAGCUCAAAAUUUGUCUUUUUCAGGUCAUUUUAAAAAUUCCCUUCGGUGAAAUUUUUUAAAACUUUGCAUAAAAGAUAAUACUUGUCUAAUGAUUUUUUCCCCGUAAUUUAAAAAAAUUAAAUCGAUAAGUUUCUUAGAAAAUAUAAAAAACGUCAAAAAUCAAUAUUAAAAAUUUUCCCUUCGAUUUAAUUUUCAGAAAAAAGGAUAUUGCACUUGUUGUGCCGAUAUUAAAAAAUGUGCAAAGUUUUAAAAAAUUUUACCGAAGGAAAACAGAGAAAUUUGGGUUUAAUUUUGGCAAUUUUUACGGAUUUUUACGCGAACAAUUUAAUACCCCAACUGACGUGUACAUGCAUUCUGCAUAAAACAAGAAGACAUGACUUCUUUGAAAUCACAAAAUAUAAAUUAUGUUUGAUAUACUGUUUAUAACUGUGUCGGUUAAUGGUCAACUAAGCGUGGAUUAUACAUGUGUAAUUUGCAAAGAUAUUUAGAUAAUUACUGGUUAUGACUUCUUGGUAUUAAUUUGAAAAAUGUUUGUCAAAAUUCGUCCCGUGCGAAUAGUACAUACGUCGGAUGUUUUCGCAAAAUGCCCGUUCAAAUUUCAGUUUUUAUAGUGGUAUGUUUGGAGUUUCGGCCCUGCUCAUUUCACCCGUAGAAGGCUCAUUAUUUAAGUCAUCUUUAUUGUCAUAAGUGCUGCUAGAUUGUGGAGAAAACACUGCAAAUUCUUGAGGAAACUUUAUAUCAUAUCCCAGUGUUCGCGAUCGCACCUCGCGUACGGCGGUUCAAAAAACUUCCAGAAUACCGCUUGAAAUAAAACAAGUUUACAUUAUCUUCUUUUGAAACAUCACAUCCAAGUAUCAUUUUGGCUUUUAGAACUCUUUUUAUGCUUUCAACUAAAGCAAAGUUGACACUUUUGUUUCAAAAAAGAGUUCCAUAUAAAAACACAACGUUCGUUCGUAUUUUGAAGUCACACGAGUUUUAGUUUACAUAUAUACGAAGAACGUAACCCCCGGAAAUAAAACCCUAGGGAGCCACCUUAAGCAGUGCAAACACAUCUUGUCGACAAGUUGUGAAAUUUUUACGCUUACCCCGGUCAUACGGGCCCGCAGUAAUUGACCGCUUGCGUAAUAGACUAAAUUUUGAUUUCAACAAAAAUUUCAUCACAGCUUGAAAGAGCAUCACAAAAUUAGUAAUAUUCCAAAGUUUCGUUAUGUUGUAAAAUGCGGAAAUUAUAGCCUUGCGAAGUUUGCAAUUUUCAGUCAUUUUAAUGACUGAAAAUUGCAAACUUCGCAAGGCUGUAUUAUCCGCAUUUUACAACAUUUCGCAACGAAACUUUGGAAUAUUACUAAUUUUGUGAUGCUCUUUAAAAUGACUGAAAAAUGCAAACUUCGCAAGGCUAUAUUAUCCGCAUUUUACAACAUUUCGCAACGAAACUUUGGAAUAUUACUAAUUUUGUGAUGCUCUUUAAAAUGACUGAAAAAUGCAAACUUCGCAAGGCUAUAUUUUCCGCAUUUUACAACAUUUCGCAACGAAACUUUGGAAUGUUACUAAUUUUGUGAUGCUCUUUCAAGCUGUGACGAAAUUUUUGUCUAGACUUAUUUAGAUAAAAAUUUAGUCUAUUACGCAAAUGGUCAAUUGGCUAAUUGCUGUUGUGGUCACCGGGCCAUGGCGGUCAUGUACUGUGUUUCAUUAUGUACAUUUUUAUUUUGUCCCAUCAGUGUAUUGUACUGUUUCAUCAGCAAAGUUUAUAAAUUAAAAAUAAUUCAAUCAAAUUGAAAUAAAUUAAAAGAGGAUGAGAGUUGGCAGUCACGUAUUGUUACUGGGGAAAUUUAAAGAUUUGAUGAGUGUUUCAACUAUGUUUUAACUUCAAUAAAAUGCAUGAUAAGAUGAUGUCCACUCCGUUCUGUUCUGCUCAUAACAAAAGGGGACCCCCAGAUAUACACAUUGCCCAAAUUUUGCAUCUUUCGAACUUUUUUGAAUUGAAACGUAUAGUUUAUAUUCAUUUACAAGUGUAGCGAACCAGAAAAGUGUUAGAUAUUCAGUUAGUAUAUCAUAUUUUACAAAUAUAGCAGUUCAAAAUGUAAACAAAGUUCGCGCAUGUGCACAGGAGUGGACAUCAUCUUUAAGAACAGCUAACCAAGCACUCUCAUCCUCGUUUCAUCCUGGCUUAUGUGUCAGCGUUUGUGAAGUUGAGCACGUGACGCCCACUGAAACCAACGUGCUUUCUUUUCAGCAUGUGUUUGGUUACGAACCAGGAGACAUAUUCAGUUGUGUUGCUGAUAUUGGUUGGAUUACAGGUCAUUCCUAUGUGGUCUAUGGUCCUUUAUCAAACGGUGCAACGUCUGUCCUGUUUGAGAGCAUCCCCACCUAUCCUGACCCUGGUCGUUAUUGGGAAACUGUGCAAAGAUUGAAAAUAAACCAGUUUUAUGGCGCACCAACUGCUAUUCGUCUUCUGCUUAAGUAUGAAGUUGACUGGGUGAAGAAAUAUGAUAGGUCUUCUCUACGGGUUCUGGGAACAGGUAGAUCAUGCAGUUAUAUGUUACCAGUCAGCAGCCAGCCCGACGAUUUAGUCCCACUAUGCAAAUAUUUUCGUGUUUAUUGACUGGGAAAACAAUCAAUUUCUAAAGAAAUUAAUAAUGAUAAUAAUUUUGAAAUUACAUAGCGGGACUAAAUUAUUGGGCUGGCUACGCCACUGCCAGUAAUUUAAAACAUGUUUAUGCCUGUUCCCACACAAGUUAUUCAAGCAAGGUUGUUGUGAAGCCGUUUCCCGGAUGUAUUUUCACUGCUUGUUCUCAGUUGUUACAAGUCUGGAACAAAUUAUUGUCGUCUUGUCACAGUGACAGAUUUGCUACAAGUUAUUCCAACAAGACUAAUACAGACUGUUUGUAACAAGUUGUUGCGAGCUCGUUGUCAUCAACUUGUUAACAACUAGCUUGCCACGUGCAGAUGAUAUCAGACUUGUUGGAACAACUUCUUGGGAGUCUGUUGGUCUCAUCGACCUUGUUACGAGAUGAUAACAACUUGUUCCAGAUUUGUCAAGCAGUACAAACACAAUGAGACCUCGGUAUAUACCUACUCUAUGACACGAUGUCCUACGAAGUUACACAUCUGGUAUAUACUUAAUCUGUGCCCUGACCAAGUAACUUUCUCAUUUCUUUUUCCAGUGGGAGAACCAAUCAACGCUGACGCCUGGCAUUGGUACAAUGAGGUUGUUGGUGAGAAAAGAUGUACAGUUGUGGAUACAUGGUGGCAAACAGGUACUGCACUCAGCUUUAGCCGCAAGAUUCAGUGAAACGCGUAUGACGGUCUGCUUCAAACUGUUUAUUCUUCUAGAGACGGGUGGCAUAUUUAUCGCGCCUAGACCAUCAGCAGACAACUCGACGCCCAAACCAGAGUUUGCAACGAGACCAUUUUUUGGAGUUGAACCUGUUCUUUUGGACAGUGAGGUACCUAUUCUGAUAGUUCAUCUAAUACCGUAUUUGUAGACGAACUAUCAGUUUUCGCCGAAAAGUAAAAUUUAUUUUAGAAAAUUCUGUUAUCUUUGGCACUUAGGAACAAUGGUUACUGUCUUUGUGGUCCAUUGCAUCAAUUUUCCGUUUUAGGGAGUCGAGUUGCAUGGAAAUAAUGUCUCUGGCAACCUGUGCAUUCGUGGUUCCGUUCCAAGCAUGGCCCGAACUGUUUACGGAGAUCACCGAAGAUACUUAGAAACUUACUAUACAACCUUCCCAGGUAAACGCUUUCGUUUCUAGAAAUGACCUUUAUAAUGCGGACAUUACCAUUAAAUCUCAGUCCCAGAGAGCAAAAACGUGAAUUUAAACCUUUUUUGUUACGAAAAGACAGUAUAGUCAUACGGUAUAUUAGUCAAUUUUAAAUGAAGUUUUAAGUUGGCGGUUAAGUCUUGGAAGUGACAUCAAAGAAGUUCAAAUUUUGACAUCCACCACCGCCGCGUAUGAAGCCUGUAGUGGUAGUGGAGGUCAAAUUUGACUGUCAUUGUGGCGACCUCUACAAAACGGACUUCUCUCUACUACAGACACUCUCCUCUGUCCUCUUCACGUCUGAUUUAAGUCUGCCGCACACGAGAACUUGAAAAACCUCUUGUGGCGGCUGCAGCCUGCCAGAGGGCCCAUACGGCCCCAUAGUUGCAUUUUUCGCAACCGUUCCUGGUUAGGUUUAACCAUAGUUAACUAUAUGGUCUAACAAAUGUAAAAUGUUUGGCUGUAUCAUUGUAAUCUGUAUCAUUUUGUAAAAUGUUGUCAUACACACAGGUUAUUAUUUCACUGGUGAUGGAGCAUUAAGGGACAAAGACGGUCACUAUAGAAUUACUGGUAGGGUGGAUGACGUCAUCAACAUAAGUGGACAUCGUUUAGGAACGGCUGAAAUAGAAGAUGCCUUGGUAAACACAUAUAUUAUUGUUGGUGACGUAACUUGUUGAUUUUACCCACAGUUUUACCAUAAUGCAACAAGUAAAAUGGCUGUUAGUUCACUUCAGAUUUCCACUCAGUUUGAUUAAUAAAUUUAAUCAAUGCGCGUGCAUUUCCUUGUGUGAAAUGCGAGGGGGUUUAUUAGAGAGGGGGUUUAUUUGGGAGCUAGGGGAUUCAUCAAGUUGUAAUGGUAUUUCUUUUAGGAUAACCAUCCAGAUGUUGCCGAGAGUGCAGUGGUUGGCUUCCCGCAUGAUAUCAAAGGAGAAGGUAGAUCAUUAAAAUCACGCUCUCAUUAAAAUUCUUUAUUUCUCAUAAGGUUCAUUGUGGAAAAUACGAGAAAUAUUUAAUUUCUCAAGGUUGUCUGAAGAACAAUAACGCCAAGUCGAGGCUUUGUGGUAAUAUACUAAUAGAAAAAUUACAAUUUAGAACGAAGCCCCGUUGUCAGGGCAUUGUGAGCACUUGUCCGCAAUUCCGAAAUGGUAUAAUUUGUUUUCCAGGAUCCUGGGAUCUCAUUUUUUCUCGGUCUGUAUUAAUUUAAUUAACCCAUUGAGUUGCAUUGCGUCGCAAUGCACCCUACUUUAUUACUUUACUCUGUCUAAUGCCAGAUGAUUUUACUCAUCAAGGGAAGAGCGCUGGCACUCAAUGGGUUAAUGUCCCCUUGACCAGUAAGUUUGUCUGGUAUCAAGGGUGGAAGAGACCUGCGGAAGAUGGUGUGAUUUAAAUUAUUUAUUAUUCUCAGGUAUUUAUGCAUAUGUUACCUUGAAAGAACACGCGCUGAUCACACCUGAAGAUCUACGUUUGCAGCUCAAAAAACUUGUCAAGAAAGAAAUUGGCUCAUUCGCUGCUCCAGAAAUAAUUCAGGUAUUUUAAAAUCUCAGUUAAUCUUAAACGUAUGGUUACCUAGAAAUUCCAAAGGCCGCAGUAGAUUGAUAGGGACACAACUACGGAACUACUUGAAAAAUAGAACGAGUACUUGGGUAGUUGUAUCCCUAUCACUCCGUAGCUUUCUUCUUACGAUGGGCACACUACGCUGGCACAGACCGUUCGAGGUUAUAUCAAAGUUUGCAGUAUCCCACUGUUUACAUGCAUAAAUAUACAUCUUAUCAUAGUCACUGAAGGUCAGUGUUGCAAGGUACAUGCUAUCUAACCAGAUAUGUCACAUCAGCUAGUACAGCUACAUCAUUUUUUACAAGCCAAAUAAUUGAACACUGCACAAAGUGUCAUGAGCCUGUAAAGGACCGAUUGGCGGACAGCGGACUGCCUGACCCACCGACCAACCCACCGACCUACCAGCCAGCUGUCUGACGAACUAAUGGCGGACUGACCAGUUGGCCAUUACUGUCUGCAGAGUUGGCGAUUUUAAGGGUUUGGGGGCACCCUGCUAUGCAGAGCCUAUUUUUAGAGAGCACGUGGAAGCGAGCGACGAAAAGUAGGCUCUGCACAGCAGGGCGAGACUAGGGCAGUGAAAAGUAGGGAGGCGAGGCGCUGGAAGGCGAAAAUGCGGGCGAGACCAUUAUUCGCGCCUUUCCCGCACCUCCGCCUCCCUAAUUUUCGCUGCCUGUGCCUCAACCCCAACCCCUUAAAACCGCAGGCUACUGCCUGCCUGCCUGCCUGACUAACCCACUAACCUGACUGGCUGGCAGACUGAUAUGCACUGGUAAAAAAAUAAAGGUUCCAAGGAUUGAAAACAAGGGUUUUGUUCACCUGUUUAGGUAGCCCCAGGACUUCCCAAAACACGAUCUGGAAAGAUCAUGAGGAGAAUUUUGCGGAAAGUAGCAGCAAAUGAAUUUGAAGAUUUAGGUGAUGUUUCGACUUUAGCAGAACCUUCUGUCGUAGAAGGAAUCGUAAAUGAACACAAGAAAUUAAUUGAAUCGAAAUAAAUUUUCAUAAUUUGCAACAGGGAAAGCUUGCAAGUACCAAACUAGGCAAAAUUUUAAAACUAUUUUAUUCAAUAAAAACUACUACGCCCUAAUAUACAUGUAUUAAUCGUUUAGGUAAAUACUGUAAAUAUAAUUAUUCAGGUAAAAUAGGAAAUACAUUGGUCUAAUAUAUAUUUUAC
Messenger RNA from Paramuricea clavata, 10584 nucleotides. The record is from the annotation of a GenBank genome assembly. Lineage: Eukaryota; Metazoa; Cnidaria; Anthozoa; Malacalcyonacea; Plexauridae.